CAUUACAAAAUAAAACCUGAUUAUAUAAAUGAGAUUCAUGAGAUAGUUUGUCAUGUGAAAGUAAGUGCGCGAGUUGUAUUGAAUUGUUUUACGCGCCGCUGUAUUUGACCUUGGAUUAGAUUAGAAUUUGAGAAUCUUGAAAUGCCAUGCUGUAUCAGAAUUUGAGUUUGCUAAAGUGAAUUGAGAACCAUUUUGCGAUGGCAGGUAUAGUGGAAGACAAGAUGAUGCUUGUCCAAUUCUUGGACAUACUGGCUUUGAGUAUACUCAUGCCAGCAGUGCCACCAACGAUUUUAAAAACCGGUGGUACCUUGAUGCAUCUUGGAGUUUUCAUGUCGAUCAGCGCAGCCGUACGAAUAAUGUCGUCAAAAAUUUGCGCAGAACUGCUGAAAAUAUCAGGGAAAAAAACACUUCUUUACUAUUCCCUCAUCAUCAGUUGUACCUUAAACGCCUUGCUCUUGUUGACUUCGUCUUUUUAUGGCAUCAUGCUCAACAGAGUGUUAUUCAUAUUGUUCAAUCAGGUAUCUCAUAUUACCUCCCUGAUUUCCUUAAAGGACAAAAAGACUUCUACCAGCGCUUUAAAAAACCCUUUAACCCAAAGACUGAUUGCUGGGUUAUCUGGAUGUGCCAUAGUGGGAUCCAUAAUAGAUUCUGAAGGUGGUUUUUACGUGUUGGUAUUGUUGGCAAUGGCAAUAUCUGCAAUUGCGGCUGCCAUCGUCGUGCAAGAUCCACCCGUUGAGAAGGAGAAAGAGAAGGAGCUAGUUUCGUCUGAAGUCGUUGGCGUCUUGAAGAAAACCUACGAUUCCACCGUCAAAGAGAUCCAAGAUCUGGAUAUACAUUUCGCCAACUGGGACGCCCUCCUGAUCAAGUCUCUACUUGUGAUCAACGCUAAAGUCGUCUUCAUCCUGUACGUAGUGCUGAUCAUCUUCGUUUUUCAAGGAAAAGGAUCUCUGGUAAACGCCACGGCGGCUUACCAGACCGUUGUCCUGGCUGUUUCAGGCGUUGCCUUCGAAAAGAUCAACUUUAGAGUGAACAAUCUGGCCGGUCCCAAACAGAUCUUGGAAAAAUCUCUUAUUUUGUGCACUGUUUUCGCCCUGCUUCAAAGUUGCUCUCCGAGUUAUAAAUUUUAUUUGUUGAUGUUCGUUCCCUUCGUGAUAUCGAGGUGUUUCGUCGAAUAUUACUAUAAGGAAGUUUACGAAACCAAGAAGAACCAGAAGCUGGCGCAAGAUUUGGAAACGGUAACAACGAUCACUGAAAUUUUUGGACCUCUGCUUGUUGGAUUGAUGUUCCAACUCCUCAAACAUAAUGCGUAUAGGUUAUUGACUGUCGCUCCUUUUGUAGCCAUUUACUUCGUAGUUAGUAAAAAGGUGUAUAAAGAGGUGAAACCAGAGAAAAUUUCCGAGAGUGAAAAGAAGAAAACUGAGGCUGAUAAAGACAAGUGAGAUUGUUGAAACUCUUCGCUGUCGAUCUCAAAACCAAUACAUUCAACUCGCAAAUAAUGAUAAUAAAGAGAAUUUUUUAAAGA
This is a messenger RNA of Coccinella septempunctata (seven-spotted ladybird), 1522 nucleotides long. RefSeq lists its product as uncharacterized. Bases 198 to 1439 code for a protein of 413 amino acids. Gene Ontology annotation, molecular function: transmembrane transporter activity. The record is from RefSeq and is a predicted model, not a curated record. Lineage: Eukaryota; Metazoa; Arthropoda; Insecta; Coleoptera; Coccinellidae. The transcript is spliced from 6 exons.